CAAUCAAAGAUGGCUGCUGUUAAGCUUGGACCGUAUUUAAAAGAAUUACGAAUUCUUUUGUGUCAAACAUCCAAGACUAGUCAAGGUGUUAGAGAUUUUAUUCAACAGAAGUAUGUACUCCUUAAGAAAAGUAAUCCACAGUUUCCAAUUUUAAUUAGAGAAUGUUCUUCAGUGGAACCAUUCCUGUAUGCACGAUAUGAAUAUGGCGUAGAGCACUGUGUUUCUCUACAAAAUUUAAAAUCUGAAGAAAUAUUAAAACGCAUUGUGGAACUUGCAUCUAGUAAACCCAAAUAAGAAUUGUUCUGUUAUAUAUGUAUUCUAAUUUAUUUAGUAACAAAUUAAAUUAAAGUAAGUUGUAUAAACUUAAUUACAUUGUAUCAUAAUCAUGUUUAAAAAAUGAUUAAAUAUUAUAGUUGGA
Dufourea novaeangliae is the source of this 418-nucleotide messenger RNA. RefSeq names its product NADH dehydrogenase [ubiquinone] 1 alpha subcomplex subunit 2 (gene ND-B8). The transcript is spliced from 3 exons. The coding region runs from base 10 to 294 and encodes 94 amino acids. The record is from RefSeq and is a predicted model, not a curated record. NCBI's taxonomy places the organism in Eukaryota, Metazoa, Arthropoda, Insecta, Hymenoptera, Halictidae.